AUGGAAGCAACAAGUGCACAAUUAAAUAAUCCUUUUAGUGUUUUUGUUUCAUCAAAUAAUGAAGUUUUUAUUGCUGACUAUAACAAUCAAAGCAUUAGAAAAGUAUUACAAAAUGGAAAUAUUGUAACAAUAGCUGGAAAUGGAGAUAAAGGAUUUAGUGGUGAUAAUUGUCUAGCAACAAGUGCACAAUUAAAUAAUCCUAUUGGUGUUUUUGUUUCAUCAAUGAAAAAGAUUUUACAAAAUGGAACUAUUGUAACAAUUGCUGGAAAUGGAAAACCUGGAUUCGGUGGUGAUAAUGGCCUAGCAACAAAUGCACAGUUGAAUUACCCUAGAAAUGUAUAUGUUUCAUCAAAUAAUGAAGUUUAUAUUGCUGACUUUUGUAAUCAAAGAAUUAGAAAAGUAUUACAAAAUGGAAAUAUUAUAACAAUAGCUGGAAAUGGAACUAAAGGAUUUAGUGGUGAUAAUGGUCCUGCAACAAAUGCACAAUUAAAUGGUCCUGCAGGCGUUUUUGUUUCAAAUAAUGAAGUCUAUAUUGCUGACUAUAGUAAUCAUGUAAUUAGAAAGAUUUCACAAAAUGGAACUAUUGUAACUAUAGCUGGAAAUGGAAAACCUGGAUUCAGUGGUGAUAAUGGACUUGCAACAAAUGCACAAUUAUAUAAUCCUUCAGGCACUUUUGUUUCAUCAAAUAAUGAAGUUUAUAUUUCUGAUUGUUUUAAUCAUGUAAUUAGAAAGAUUUCACAAAAUGGAACUAUUGUAACAAUUGCUGGAAAUGGGAAAGGAGGAUUCAGUGGUGAUAAUGGUCCUGCAACAAAUGCACAAUUAUAUAGUCCUUUAGGUGUUUUUGUUUCCUCAGAUAAUGAAGUUUAUAUAUCUGACUGUUUUAAUCAUAGAAUUAGAAAAAUUUCCAAUUCAUUUUCUCCAGUAUUAUUCGAAACCUUCUCUAAAACUUCCAAUCCAUUCAAUUUAACAAUUGCCAGUGCAUUCUUUUCAGUAUUCGAAAUGGGUUUUCUACAACUUCUAUCAAUCAUUGGAUUUUGUAAUUCUUGA
Messenger RNA from Naegleria gruberi, 1047 nucleotides. RefSeq lists its product as uncharacterized. The transcript has 3 exons. The coding region runs from base 1 to 1047 and encodes 348 amino acids. Gene Ontology annotation, molecular function: protein binding. The record is from RefSeq and is a predicted model, not a curated record. NCBI's taxonomy places the organism in Eukaryota, Heterolobosea, Eutetramitea, Acrasida, Naegleriidae.